AUGCCAAUUGGAGACUACGAAUUACACAAAGAAAUUGGAAAAGGUGCUUUUUCAGUUGUAUUUUUAGUAACAGAAAAGAAGACAAAAAAACAAUGGGCAAUGAAAAUUAUUGAUAAAAAAUCAUCAUCCAAAGCUGCAUUAGAGACAGAAAUUGAAAUUAUGAAAAAAGUAGACCACCCAAAUAUUGUAAAGAUGCAUGAAUAUUUCGAAUCAACAGAUAAAAUUUAUUUAGUUGUAGAAUUGGUAACAGGUGGUCCAUUAUUUGAUAGAAUUGUCGAUAAAAAAUCAUUCACAGAGAAAGAAGCAAAAUUAAUUACUCAACAAUUACUCCAAUCAUUAGUUUAUUUACAUUCAAUUGGUAUUGUUCAUAGAGAUUUAAAACCAGAGAAUUUAUUAUUAAAAACACCAACCGAUUUAACUGUUGCACUUUCAGAUUUUGGUCUCUCCAAAAUUGUCGGGGAUGACGUUUUUAUGAAAACUACUUGUGGCACUCCAUCCUACGUUGCACCAGAAGUAUUAAAUAAUAUUUCAAAUUCUCCAACAGCCUAUAGUGAUGCUGUUGAUAUGUGGGGUGUUGGUGUUAUUACUUAUAUUUUAUUAUGUGGUUUUCCACCAUUUUAUAGUGAAGAUAUUAGAAAAUUAUUUGAAUCAAUUUUAUCAGCAAGUUAUGAUUUUCCAAAUGAUUAUUGGGGUAAUGUUAGUAAAGAAGCUAAACAUUUCAUUAAUUGUUUAUUAACAGUUGAACCAACAAAGAGAUAUUCCGCCAAACAAGCCCUUGAACAUCCAUGGAUAAUUGAAAAUAAUCAAACACAACCAUUACCACAUUGGAAUGAUCAAAUUAAGAAAUAUAUGGUUAUUAGAAGAAAAGAAUCUCAAAAAUUUGGUGCUGAAUUAGUUUGGAAACCACAAGCCCAAACUACAAAUGUUAAACCAACUAAAUAA
Dictyostelium discoideum AX4 is the source of this 942-nucleotide messenger RNA. RefSeq lists its product as hypothetical. The record is from RefSeq and is a predicted model, not a curated record. The transcript has 4 exons. Gene Ontology annotation, molecular function: myosin light chain kinase activity; protein kinase activity; ATP binding. The coding region runs from base 1 to 942 and encodes 313 amino acids. Lineage: Eukaryota; Evosea; Eumycetozoa; Dictyosteliales; Dictyosteliaceae.